Molecule: messenger RNA, 1172 nt
Organism: Polyodon spathula (Mississippi paddlefish)
Lineage: Eukaryota; Metazoa; Chordata; Actinopteri; Acipenseriformes; Polyodontidae
Product: calmodulin-1
Exons: 6
Coding region: 95-544 (149 amino acids)
Molecular function (GO): calcium ion binding
Source: RefSeq, a predicted model, not a curated record
ACGGCGGGUUAGAGUCAGUCCGUCUUCAUCGGCUGGAGUGAAGCUGUUUUGCUGUUUGUUCUGGGUUUAUAGUGCUAUAUACUAGGAUCAUAAAAUGGCUGAUCAACUGACAGAGGAGCAGAUCGCUGAAUUCAAAGAGGCUUUCUCGCUAUUUGACAAGGAUGGCGAUGGUACUAUCACAACAAAGGAAUUGGGAACAGUUAUGAGGUCGCUAGGUCAGAACCCUACGGAAGCAGAACUACAAGAUAUGAUCAAUGAAGUAGAUGCUGAUGGUAAUGGAACCAUCGACUUCCCAGAAUUCCUGACCAUGAUGGCAAGGAAAAUGAAAGACACAGACAGUGAAGAGGAAAUCAGAGAAGCAUUCCGUGUAUUUGAUAAGGAUGGCAAUGGGUACAUUAGUGCGGCAGAGCUUCGUCACGUAAUGACAAACCUGGGUGAGAAGCUAACGGACGAAGAAGUUGAUGAAAUGAUCAGAGAAGCAGAUAUUGAUGGAGACGGUCAAGUGAACUACGAAGAGUUUGUACAGAUGAUGACGGCGAAGUGAAGGCCUUGUACAGAUUUCUUGUAUAAAAUUGUUUAUUUGCUUUUUUUUUUUGUAAUCCUGUAAAAUGUUUCUCUUUCUCUCCACCCCAACCCCCCAGCUGUCCAAAGGAAUGCAUGUAUAGUACCUAGAAUUCAAAAUUCAAGUCAAUGUCCCUCAUUUUGCUGUCCUUGUGUUUUUGAGUCAAGAAUUGCUCAAGUUAACAGGUGUAUGUGGCAUGAUCUGGAACUGUAUCUAAACUUUGUGCACAGUGAAUAUACCACAACUUGAAGUGGGGACAUCUUGGUAUACCUGUUGAAGUUGGAUGUCACUUGGCAACAAUGUUGGCAUGUAAACAUUAAUGUGGAGUAGUUACUCUGCAUGGACUAUGGAAAAAGUUAUAUGAAAUUUUUCAGCCUUGCACUAUUGCAAAACGGGUGUAUCAUCCAGGUACUCUUACACUAACUCUUUUUGUAUUUGCUGUUCUGUACCAGAGAACUUUUGUUCUGUUCUUACUAUGCUUUUAAAAUUUGUUUGCCCACUUUUUUUUUUUUUUUUUUUUUUUUUUUAACUGCUUAUGGCAGACAUGCCUCAAGAUCCAUUCCAAGUUGUAUAUUUUUUGUUUUCCAAUAAAAUUUACAAUUUACCCAAA